This is a messenger RNA of Aspergillus pseudonomiae, 1328 nucleotides long. RefSeq names its product putative fructosamine-3-kinase. Bases 145 to 1176 code for a protein of 343 amino acids. Lineage: Eukaryota; Fungi; Ascomycota; Eurotiomycetes; Eurotiales; Aspergillaceae. The record is from RefSeq and is a predicted model, not a curated record. The transcript is spliced from 2 exons.
AUACGUCAUCAGAACGGCCGUGGUAUAAAGCAUUUCCGGCGAAUCAAUCCCCUGGCAAGCGUUCAGGUACAUAACGCCAUCAAUUCCUGUCCUCCUUUAUCUCCCGGGUUGACUUACACAGCAUCUUCUUACGAACUAAGCUCUAUGGCUCCAGUCCCCGCGUCGCUGUUGCGUGCUCUCUCCAUCUCCGAUCCCUCCAAAGCAAGCUUGUCCACCGCUGGUUUGGGGACGGGUUUCACCAGUACAGGAGCCAUUCGAGCAACGGUUCCAUCUACAGACGGACAAUAUGAAGAAGAGAGACAGUACUUUGUCAAAACAUCCGCAGAUGGUAAAGCUGCCGAGGAGAUGUUCCGAGGGGAAUAUGAAUCCUUGAAUGCUAUCGCGACCUCUGUACCAGGAUUUUGUCCCCGCGCUCUAGCUUGGGGAUCGCUAGAAGAAAGCAAUGGAAAGAGCUUCUACCUCGCGACUGAAUUCCUGGACCUGGGGGGUGGUGGCCGGACAGGCCAAUCUCUGGCUCAGAGACUAGGAAAGCUUCAUUCGACUCCAGCCCCGCUAGAUCCUGAGACGGGGAAACGUCGGUUCGGAUUCCCUGUUCCGACCUUCUGUGGUGAUACUAAGCAACCCAAUCGAUUUCAUGAUUCAUGGGCAGACUUCUACGCCAAUGAACGCUUGAUGACGAUUCUCGAAACCUCGGAGAAGCGCAAUGGCCGAGACGCCAACCUGCGCGGUCUAGUGGAGCAGACGGCGCACACGGUUGUACCUGCCCUUCUAGGGGAUGAUCACCUAGGCUACAACAAGAAUGGAAAUGGAGAAGGUGUUACACCUGUGGUUGUUCAUGGGGAUCUUUGGAGCGGCAAUGCAGACCGUGGAAGGAUCGUAGGGAGUGGGCGUAAGGGAGAUGAAGAGGCGGGUGACGUUGUAUACGAUCCAUCGGCAUGCUAUGCGCAUAGUGAGUAUGAGCUAGGGAUCAUGAAGAUGUUUGGAGGCUUUGGGUCGACAUUUUUCACUGCCUACCAUAAGAUUGUCCCUAAGACUGAGCCGGUGGAGGAGUAUGAAGACCGGGUGAAGCUGUACGAGCUAUAUCACCAUCUAAAUCAUUACGCCAUCUUCGGGGCUGGGUAUCGAUCGGGAGCAGUAUCAAUUAUGCAAAAUUUGAUCAGAAAGUAUGGUACUUAGUCUGAACAGCUGCUUGGGGUUUUGGCGUGGCAGAUUUUGGUUCCGCAUGCCGUCGUUCUCUACUAGAUAGAUCUACAUGUAGUAUUGGCGUUGUCCCGAGAGAAUUAAUAAUCCUGCAAUCCGAUGACACCAUCAUACAUACUGACUCAGCA